UGCGCUAACUGCGCUUGCACAAAAAAUACUAAACAACAUUUCGUCGAUAAACAGAUCGAAACAGACCCUAACUGUGGUGUCAGUACCUGCAGUUGCGGAGAAAAUUGCAGCUGUUCUCAAGAGAGUUGCAAAUGUUAAUUCUCUCAUAACCACGCAUUAUAUUUUAUAUUGUAAAGCAUUGUUAUUCGUUUAG
Dentiscutata erythropus is the source of this 193-nucleotide messenger RNA. The record is from the annotation of a GenBank genome assembly. NCBI's taxonomy places the organism in Eukaryota, Fungi, Glomeromycota, Glomeromycetes, Diversisporales, Gigasporaceae.